This is a messenger RNA of Toxorhynchites rutilus septentrionalis, 1916 nucleotides long. RefSeq lists its product as uncharacterized. Gene Ontology annotation, molecular function: zinc ion binding; nucleic acid binding. NCBI's taxonomy places the organism in Eukaryota, Metazoa, Arthropoda, Insecta, Diptera, Culicidae. The transcript is spliced from 3 exons. Bases 411 to 1466 code for a protein of 351 amino acids. The record is from RefSeq and is a predicted model, not a curated record.
GCGGAGUUCAGCGGCAAUUCCAUUUUGGUAACGACAUUGCAAUUGUAGUGCUAUUGUCCGCGGAAGCAUAAAUGUAUUGUUAAAAGGUACGUCGUACAAUAGGUGAGUUAAAAGAGACCCAGUGACAAACAGUCAGUUCCAUCCGUUUUGACGAAGCGAUAUUCUGGAGCUAGUGAUCCGAUCUGUGGACGAUAGCAAGCAGGUCAAGGAAGUUUGGCGGUGAGGUCUUCAGAAAAAAACAAACUGCUGUGGUGAUAAGCUCACAUUUUCCGUAGUUGAUGAUCCGAUUGGUGAGCAGCGAACAUUUCGGGUGAGUCGAUUUUCACUAUUCUCGUUUCACUUGUGUGCUAACUUAAAUUUAAUCAGCUUUUACGGUGAACUAGUACCUUUUAAUUGCUUUGCCUUUUGAUAUGGCUAAUGUGAAUGUAACAGCCACUAUUGAACCCUAUCGUAAGGGUAUGCCUUUUGGCGAAUGGGUCGAAAGAUUAGAAUUUUAUUUCACCUUGAACGAUGUUGUCGAUGAGGCUAAAAGAGCAUAUUUUGUAACCCUCAGUGGUCCGGUAAUAUUCCACGAGUUAAAGUUACUCUUCCCAACUAGAAAUUUGGUUACGGUGUCCUACGAUGAUAUGAUCGCCAGGUUACGGACCAGGUUAGAUAAAACUGAAUCUGACCUGAUCCAAAGAUUAAAAUUCAACAAUCGCAUGCAACAACCGGAUGAAUCAGUUGAAGACUUUGUUCUGUCGGUCAAGCUACAGGCAGAGUUCUGCUCUUUUGGCGAUUUCAAAGAUCUCGCUAUUAGAGAUCGUAUUUUGGCGGGGGUGCGUGAAAAAUCCCUCCGAGGAAGAUUAUUAAAUGAGGAAAACCUUACUCUUGCCAUAGCAGAAAAAAUUAUUGCAACCUGGGAGCUAGCCGGUAAAAAUGCAAAAAAUUUGAAUAGUAAUAACGAAGACCAAUAUGGUCAGAUAGUUUCAAUGCAACAAGCUUCCCCAAAGAUAGGAUCAGCUAUGAAUAAAUUGAUGGCAGUUUGUAACGCAGUUAAUGCAAACAACGAAAGGGAACAUUUAAAUUCGCCUCGGGUACCUCUUAAGGAACGAUUGGGUUACAAGCCAUAUGACCAGAAACUCGACCACACUGUUAGAUCAAGAGGACAAAGCUGGAGAGAAACGGAAAAAUUUCGACCUGGUGAGUGGAGACAGAAGCUGAGCUAUGCGGACGUGAUUUGCCACUUUUGCGGGAUGAAGGGACACGUGAAGCGCAAGUGCUUCAAAUUGAAAAACAUGAGGCGAGGAGCAGUUAAUCUGGUGAGCCAGUAUCAGUCGGGACCAAGUGACGAUCACAGCAUCUCAGAUUUACUAAGCCGUAUGCGGACGGAGGACUCAGACAGCGAUAAUGAAGAUACAGGUGGAAACGGAAACUGGAAACGUUCGCCUAAUGGCUCAUCGAAAUCAGCUGAGGUUCACUACUGAUAAGACAUCGUCAAAAUCUACUGUAACGCUGUCCCUUCCGAACCGUACAGACAGAUUGCCGGUUGGCAAUAGUGAUGAUCAUCUCAGAACAUCAGCGGAGUCAGUAGUAGAGCCGCCCACAAGGAUCCGUAAGAGGAAAUAUUCUGAUAUUUUGCCUAAUUCUCCUUCUGGAACAAGGCGCUCGAAAAGAAAACGAACGACGAAGGUCGACAACGAUUUCGUUUAUGGUUAAACAGUUUAUAUUAUUAAGUUACAGUUUUAUAGUUGAAAUUUCGAAUGAUUUAUUGAAUUCAUGAUUUGUCAGAAGGGUUUCACUAUUGAAAAAUAUCUGAAAAAUAAGAAAUAGAAAUAUUAGUAGUUACGAUUAUAAAAUAUUAAAUAGAACUUUCCAUUAGGGGAAGAAUUGUGAUGUACUGUCAAAUGACAGUUCUGAUUAUAAAAUCAGAUCAG